CUACUAUUAGUAAUUAACAUGGAUUCACGCUAGGACCAAUAUGUCAGAUCUGACACAAGUCACACGCAACAAGCCGAGACAAAUCGUAAUUCCAAUUCAACCGCCCAUCUUAUUUAUGUCACCAUCCAUCUUGAAGGAUUCGCUUAGCGGCGUGGCGAACGAGCUGAUCAGGGCCUCAGACCCUGUAAUAAGUUGUAACAGAGUGUUGUUAGUGCUGACCUAAGGCCAGGAUGUUUCGUCUUUUAAUCAGGCCUUGUGUCUGCGGAUCAUUCCAUGAUCCAGUAUUUAAUGAUUGAGCCUUUGCCUUGAAUUGUUUGCCAUAAGGCUGAAGAUAAUUAUCGAUUCAACAAAAAAUUGGUGAUGGCUUCAAACACGCCCAAGACGCCAUCUUCUGGCGCCUCACCUGGGAGCCUUCAUCGGGCUACUAACCCCGCAACUCCCGGGCGGCAAGCAGGCCACGCAACAAUCCCCCAUGACCGACCCGUGGCCCUCAUGACUUCAGGCGCUCCUCUGCUUAAUCCACGCAGUUGCGUUACUUGUCGGAGGCGCAGAGUCCGAUGUGACAAGACGAUGCCCUGCAGCAAUUGUCGGCGGGCUCAAUGCGAUUGCAUCUACCCUGCUCCAGGCCGCGCACCACGUCAUACGCGGCUUGCGCCAACAGGGCCUGCCACUGGGCAGAGUGAGCGUGAAAUGGAUCUCUUGGGUCGACUGCGGAAGCUCGAGGGGCUUGUCUAUGAGAUGAGUGGCCAAGGUACAGCUAGUGAGAAUGACAUGGAAGUGAGCAAUGGAGAAUCACCACUAGCUUCAGAGAAGAGCAAGAACGCAAAAGAUGUCGUUCAAGCAGCCACUGAGAAGGUCAAGAGAGAGUCUGAGAAUACCGAUUUCUCAAAGAUCAACAAACAGCUUGGCCGUUUAGUACUCCAUGAUGGAGACUCCACGCCACGAUACGUUAAUAGUGGCUUCUUCGUGAAGCUCAACGAUGAGGUACGAUCUCCUUUACAAUCUUGAGCAUCACCUAACACGGACAGCUCGCUGAAAUCCGCAACGAGAUGGAGAUUAUGAACGAAGAAGAAGCCGAGUUUGAAGAGGAUACAACUCCAGAGCAGUCUCCUCCGCAAAACUUGGGUAUUGAGCAUGAUCACCACAGCUUCCUUUUUGGCUACAGUUCUGCCGAUGUUGAUCUUACAGGCCUCCAUCCAUUGCCUGCACAGGGCUCUUUCCUUUGGCAGAUCUAUCUCGAGAAUAUCGAACCUCUUGUCAAGGUGUUGCACAUCCCCACCAUGAGCAGACUCAUGACUCAAGUGAGGCGCGGAGAGCAUGAUCUACGCCCUGGAGAUGAAGCGCUUGUGUUUGCCAUUUAUUAUUCAGCUGUUACAUCGAUGGAGACACAAGAGGUUGAAGCAAAUCUCGGCGCGUCUCAAUCUCACUUCGUAUCUCAAUUUCGCUUCGCUCUUGAACAAGCUCUAGCCAAGUCUAAUCUUCUCAACACCACCAACAUGGCUAUGCUGCAGGCAUUUGUUAUCUACCUCACCGUAGUCAAAUGUCACGAUGAUAGCAAAUUCGCUUGGACGCUUACCAGUCUUUGUGUCCGAAUGGCUCAAGCCCUUGGUCUCUACCGCGACGGUCAACAGCUUGGCCUCUCACCGUUUGAGGUUGAGAUGCGCCGUCGUCUUUGGUGGGCCAUUGUGUCUCUUGACGUCCGUUCUGCUGAGGAGAUGGGGUCUGAUCUGAUCAUAGGUGACAAGACCUUUGACACUCAACUCCCAUCCAACAUAAACGACGCCGAUAUUGACCCAUCGUUUACCGAAACACCAACCCCACGUCAGGGCCGCACUGACUCCGCCAUCUGCCUCUCACGUUACGAGAUCACCGCCCUAUCUCGGGGCUUAUUCGCGGCCAUAGCGCAAAUGCGCCCUGUUGAUCCCAAAGAGGUCGAAAAAAGCCUCGAAGAGCGCGAGCACAUGCUUGUUGAAGUCUACGAACGCAUGGAGGAUAAGUUCCUGAAACAUCUUAUGAGGGAAGAUGAUCCUAUCUUCUGGGUUGCUUCUCUCAUUUCUAGAAUCAUGAUGGCAAAGGUUGGCCUCAUCAUAUAUCAGCCCGUGCUCUUCCCAGGGACGGGCCCGGAGGUAUCAUACGAGAUCCGAAGCCGGUUGUGGCAGUCUUGUAUUGAGAUCGUUGAGUACAGUCACAUUCUCAAUAUUGACCCCAGCUGCCGGCAAUGGCGUUGGCUGUUCAAAUCCUACCGCCAAUGGCACGCGAUCGCAUGCAUGCUGCUGGAACUCUCGAAACGGCCUUGGGGUGUCACCUCGGAGCGAGCAUGGGAAGCUGCCCAAAUUCUCGACUAUGAUCACCCAAUCGAUGGCAGCAAUAACACAAAUCAUACGGCUGCAUGGAUGCCUAUUAAAAGGCUUUUUACAAAGGCUAAACGACAUCGUGAAUCAGAGCUUGUUCGGCUACGCGCUGAUCCUGAGGCAGCGAGACGUCUCGAUCGUGAGGAGAGAAUCAAACCUGUACUGGAACGUAUUGGCCCUGCGCCCGGAAUGGAGACCCGCAUGUCAGAACUCCGAGUCCGAUGGCGAAAGAUAUUUCGACCGGGAGACUUCUCCGAUGAUGUCGAGUACCAGAGCAUUUUACCCAGCGCAGAUCAACCUGCGUCCCUUUCGCAAACCCGACAACAGCCCCAACAGCCACUCGACCAAAUGAGUGUAUUUGACCCCAAAACCUGGCAAAGCAUUCACUCUGGCAAUCCAAAUAUUUCUAUAUACUACGAAGGGGGUGAUUCUGGAGCGCAGAACAUGGGUGGUCUUUUCCCAGGUGAUAGUAGCCUUGGAAGUCUCUCAAGCAUUGCAUCGCCCGCCAUAUCGGGGACUGCAUCUACACAUAGGAACGACAACGAUCCUCAAGCACUUGGAGGUACUCGCCUAUCACCAUGGCCAGGUUCAGAUAUGUUUCAGCACACGCAAGAUCCAGGUGCUCUCGGUGAUAUCGAUGAGCUUUUCCAAAACAGAGCCGGGCCCAAUCCUGGUCUCGACCUAAACAUGGAUCCUGGCGAAGUUGAUGAUAUUGAUUGGCAGAACUGGGAUGAGACUUUAAGGACUUUGAAUAGGCCAGCGAUGGAUCAAAUGGGAGCGGGUGCCGGUAGUUGGGGUGGCAUGUGAGCGUAGUGAGCUGAUAACGUUGCUCAGACUUAUUAAACUAUUUGAUCCCAUGUGGUAUAUUCUGUCAGGCUUCCACAAUGACUUUGUUAUGAGUCAUGCUUCCUUUGAUAACUAACUAUUCGUGAUAAGUUUUUGAUUGCAUGACUGUAUCUAUAUAGCACUUUUAGCUUGCAAUGAAUCCUGGCUACUCAAACAUCU
Messenger RNA from Fusarium odoratissimum NRRL 54006, 3356 nucleotides. RefSeq lists its product as uncharacterized. Bases 1050 to 3158 code for a protein of 702 amino acids. The transcript has 2 exons. Gene Ontology annotation, molecular function: zinc ion binding; DNA-binding transcription factor activity, RNA polymerase II-specific; DNA binding. The record is from RefSeq and is a predicted model, not a curated record. Gene Ontology annotation, biological process: DNA-templated transcription; regulation of DNA-templated transcription. NCBI's taxonomy places the organism in Eukaryota, Fungi, Ascomycota, Sordariomycetes, Hypocreales, Nectriaceae.